Molecule: messenger RNA, 6985 nt
Organism: Amphiprion ocellaris (clown anemonefish)
Lineage: Eukaryota; Metazoa; Chordata; Actinopteri; Pomacentridae
Gene: rgs12a
Product: regulator of G protein signaling 12a
Exons: 18
Coding region: 187-4524 (1445 amino acids)
Biological process (GO): signal transduction
Molecular function (GO): GTPase activator activity; protein binding
Source: RefSeq, a predicted model, not a curated record
GCGGAGGGUGAAUGGAAGAGGAGGUGCUCCCGUACAGGCUACCAAAUCACGGCAGAGAAGUGCUGUUUUGAAUAAUUAAUAGACAAAUAACUAUGUAAUAUUAAAAGAAUGCAAACGUGUGGACUUCUAUCAACGUGAACGUCAAACUGCGGGCGCUUUUGUGGAACUUUCCACGGCUGGAACAGGAUGACAACAGCACAAAAGUGUUGGCAACCUGCAAAUGCUUCAGUUCACCCUCACUGGAUCUCACAGCACCCAACAGCAAAGAUGAGGAUACAGGGACAGCCUGAGGACACGAGGAGGCGUCUGGAUUUAAAUGCAGUGGGUGAGGUCAGGGCUGUUGAGGUCAUCCGUGGACGGACCGGAUAUGGCUUUACUAUUUCAGGACAGAGGCCGUGUCUGUUGAGUGGCAUCCUGGAAGGAAGCCCUGCUGAUCGGGUGGGACUCAGACAAGAAGAUCGCAUCGUGGCCAUCAAUGGAACUGACGUGUCUGCUGCUUCACACGAGGCUGUGGUGAAGUUGAUUGGCAGCUGCCGUGGACCUUUGCGUUUGGUGGUGCAUGCUGUAGGUCGAAUGAAGGGAGACCCCAUCCUCAAUGAAGCAAAAUGUGGGUUUGGGCAGAGAAGCGGUAUUUUCCAAAAUGCAGGUGUUCUCAGAACUGUCUCACAUGAUUCAAGCAAAUCCUCCUUAAACUCUACUCAUGCUGAUUUUUCCAAACAGAGGCCCGUUUCAGAGCCUGAUCUGUCACAAUGGUCCCAACAGUGGAGUGUUUUAGCUGAGCAGCGAAAGAAGGAAGCUUCCACUUUGGGAGACAGAGACUCUGUUUUUACAGACGCAGAAGAGGCCAAUCCAGACUGGGGGAUUUUAAAUAUGACCUUGGUUGUGGGCUACCUGAGCUCCACAGAACUGAUUUUAAACACUACUGAAUCAGAGGAUGACUGUUUAAAAGCCAUUCGGGAGAGAAUACGACAUUUGGGUACAGAGCAGAGUACCCAUACUCUAGUGAUGAUGAAGAUCAUGUUUAAUUGCAUACGACUUUGUGAUGAUGUAGGUGCUGUUUUGGCAGCAUUUCCUGCUGAGAACCUUGUCUUGGGGGCUGUAUGUGCUGAAGACCCACGUUUUUUUUGCCUGGUCACAACAGCACAUAUUAUCAAUGGCCAUGUACCAGACAAUGGUCCACUGCGAGCCUCCUGCCAUGUAUUUUUCAUUGACCCAGACCUGGGAAACCAUGAGGACCACGUAGGGAUUGCUGGCCGUUUUGGCUUUGUUUGUUCUCCAGACCCAGAUGCCUCAGGCUGCCUGGAAUUCCCUCUGACUCCCUCAGAUGUUCUUCACUUUGUAACAGUCCUAUACAGUGACUUGGGAGAGACUGUGGAGAGGCUUAGAGUUAAACUGGACACAGAACCUCAGCAGCAAGCCAAAGAGAGCGACAGCACUGUCAAACAAGGAAGUGCCAGCAGCAAUGGUGACAGUGGUUUUGGAAAUGCUUCUCCCAUUGAGGAGAGAGCAGACAGGGAUUUCCCUUCUGCAAUCCAAAACCAUCCUGGGGCCCGCCUCCCCAGCUGUCCAUGGGAUUAUCCUCUGCCUGUAGACCUCACUCCAAUAAACCUCUCCAAGAAUGGCCAAAGAGUUAAUCUGGAAAACAGUGCAACCACACAUUCUCUUUCAGAGUCACUACCUGGCCCAGAUUCUCUAACCACUUUUUAUGGAGGUCCCCCACCUAGGCUAGAGUUCCAGUUUAAGCCCCCACCAUCUCCUGUGCCUUUAAGUAGAAAAAAGAACUUCUUUGGAGAUCAUCUCAGGGGUAGUCAAAGGUGGUUCUCCAAGCCAAAGUGGCCUAAAGUCCUAAGUACUGAUCCUGAACCUCAAGAAGUGUCCACCAAUGGGUCUCUCAAUGUUAACCUUAGCGCCAGCACAAAUAACCUGCCCCCUCCAAUGAGCCAGAUACCUUCAGACAGGUACCAGUCAGCUGAGGUCCUGAUGCUUCCUCCCAGGGAGGAAUGGACCAAAAGGUUUCUUGAACAGAGGCAGAAACAGCGGAAGGACUGGAGUACUAAACAUGGAUCCAGGUUUUGGGGUAUCGGUGCUGUCCGUUCCUCCAAACCUCAUUCUGCCAAACGUCUCAGCCUUGCACGAUCACUGGAUGACCUUGAGUCUGCUGCUUCGUCUGAUGGCGACUAUAGUGGAAUCCAGUUGCAGGGAUGCUGCAGCCAGAGCAGUCUAAACAGUAAUGGCAGUCUACCGGGAGCAGGCAGCUAUCGAGGGGCUCCAGAGCAACGUGUGGCUAGCUGGGCGGCCUGCUUCGAGCGUCUCCUCCAGGAUCCUGUAGGUGUGCGGUACUUCUCGGAAUUUCUAAAGAAAGAAUUCAGUGAGGAGAAUAUCUUGUUCUGGCAGGCCUGUGAAUACUUCAGUCAUGUCCCUGCAACUGAUAAAAAGCAGCUGUCCCAGAGAGCUGGAGAGAUUUACAACAGCUUUCUGUCCAGUAAGGCCACCAUGCCAGUUAACAUAGACAGCCAAGCCCAGCUGGCUGAUGACGUCCUCACCUCCCCACGGCCUGACAUGUUCAAGACCCAGCAGCUCCAGAUCUUCAACUUGAUGAAAUUUGACAGCUAUUCACGAUUCCUCAAGUCCUCCCUCUACCAGGAGUGUAUGCGUGCUGAGGUGGAUGGUCAGCCGUUGCCGGACCCCUACCAAAUCCCCUGCAGCCCCGCACCCUCAAAACACAGUGCUAGCUCUGACCGCUCCACUCUCUCCACUCCAAAAAAGGAAGGCAGGAAGCACCGGUCAGGGAGGUCACUGAAUGAGGAAAGCAGAGAUGAAAGUGCCGACAAGAAACGUGGCAUCUUCUUCUCAUGGUCCCGCAACAGGAGCUUUGGGAAAGGUCCAAAGAAGAAGGACAUUGGAGACAUUAACCUCGAUUACUGGGGAAGUAAUGGGAGGAGGGAGUCCCAGGGCUCCUUGUCGUCCGGCACCAGUCUGGAGAUGGCCACUUCCUGCUCUGCUGGCAAGAUUGAGACGGAUAAUCGCCACUCAGUUGGAGCGUGGGAACGUUCACCCAAACAUUGUAGCGUGUUGCUACCUGAUGGUUCCUGUUCAUCUAUCACCCUUCGGCCCAGCGCAUCCAUUAGAGAAGUCCUCCAAGACCUCUGUCACAGCAUUAGUGUCAACGUUGCCGCCGUCGACCUGUUCCUGGUGGGAGGAGAAAAGCCUUUAGUGUUGGACCAAGACUGCAUGACCCUCAGCUCACGGGACCUAAGGCUGGAGAAGCGUACCUUGUUUAGAUUGGACCUAGUACCCAUUAACCGCUCCGUGGGGCUGAAAGCCAAACCUACCAAACCAGUCACUGAGGUCCUGCGUCCCGUGGUGGCCAAAUAUGGUCUCCACCUCAGUGAUCUUGUGGCCAAAAUAAGUGGAGAGACGCAGCCUUUGGAUCUUGGUGCCCCCAUAUCGAGUCUAGAUGGCCUGCGAGUUGUGUUGGAACGAACGGACCCAUCCUCAGGGAAAGACAAAUCUAAGUCUUCCUCCCUAAAAAACCACCCUCCGACCAGGAGUUUUUCUGCAACAGGAGAUGAGAGGUCAACACCAAAGGACUUUUCUGUGAGAGCAAGUGGACCAGACUCUGCACUCCAAGGGGGAAACAGAAUACAGAAAAAGAUAAAUAUAGAUGAAGCUGAAGAAUUCUUUGAGCUACUGAGCCGGGCACAGAGCACCCGAGCCAAUGACCAGCGUGGACUCCUGAACAAAGACGAUUUGGUGCUUCCGGACUUUCUGCGCCUGACUUCAACCACUUCCUCCCGCUCCGUCUCCUCUGAUCUCGCCUGCUCCACCCCUGACUCUCUGAAACAGACCAGAGAGAACGGCAUGUCCUCGCGGGGGGCCUUCAUCUCCAGCCUUCGCUCAGAGAGCCUGGACUCUUCCCUCAGCUCCAGUGCCAACGGACACUCGGGGGUCAGGCGGUGCCUGCUGCCCCCUCCUCGCCACCCAACCUUCGGCACCCACUUGUCGCCUAUUCCCCGGCCCUCAGACACCCGGCCAAUCCUCCGCACUGUGGAGGAGGACACCCACACCGACCUGACCCUUGUGGGUGAAGGUGAUAUCAGCAGCCCCAACAGCACUCUGCUGCCUCCUUUACCAUCCCCCAUGCGGUCCUUCGAGAGCAGCUUGCCUGAAGCCAAUUUCACCCCACCACCACCCUGCUCCCAGCCACCAGACGCAGGUGGCGAGGAAAAGUCCAGUUCAGCGGGAAGAGUAGAAACAUCCAGCACCAAAUCACCGACCGACCAAGCCAAUGUUACACAGAUGAUUCAAGAAGUGAUGGAUGUUGAGGGAGUCCAUCUAGAAGAGGGAAGACAGGAAACAUCCCAGGGAGAAGAGUCUGAGCUGAGUCUGAGUUUCCAGGGCUACGUCGCCGAGCUGCGACAAUGCCAGAGCAAAAUGAGGAAUGCCCAGAUGCCACAGAAUGGCCACAACCCACCAGCAAGCAAGGAUUGCAAGACAGACCUUUACAAGGCCACAAUUGUCUAGAGGGAACCCCCACUGCUGCACUUUUUGCACAUGAAGCAUUGUCGUUUAAAAGUAAAUUAAUCAAACAAUUUGCUGCAUGUACAAGCUGUCAAUUGAAUCUAAAUAAAUAUAUAUAUAUAUAUAUUAUGGUGAUAGAUGUAUAUUUGCUACAAAUUCUGAUGUCUUCUUGUUGAGUUUUUGUAAUGCUUGUAAAUUUUGGACAGUGAUAUGUUUUUGUUAUUGGUAUGGUUUAAUUAUUAAGUGAAGAGCAUUUCUAUUAUGAAUCAUAUUAGACUGAAGACAACCUCAGAAGAAGCCUGAAUCUCAUUUUUGGGCAGUUUCUAGUAAUUCAAAGUAAACAUGAUUAAAAAGUUGUAAAUAAUGGGUUUAUUUUAGGCCACUGCUUGCUAAUAAGUCAUCAAGAUAAAUUAAAGAACUGGCUUAAAAGUGAGUCGUUACCAGCUAAAGGGAUUAACCAGUACAACAAUUUGUAGCAUCAGUGUUCACUGAGUAGCUUUUAACUGGAAGCAUUCUGCACAGGAAGACCAUGAGUUGAAAGUUACAGAAAUGGCUAGAAAGUGUUUCCCCAGCCCUCUUACGUAAUACUAAAUGAAUUAUUAACCAUUAUUUAAGCUAUUCUGAAAAAACUUACGGGCACAUCUCGUCUGACAAAAAGAUCUUUACAUCUGGAUAUGUGGUUAAAAGCUCCAGAAAACUUAAGAAAAUCUAGUAAACAGUCAUUUCUGACUAUUUGUUAAAUGCGACUUCUAGACACCAAAUACAUUUGGACAAAAAAGAGCUGAACCCAGUGUCCGUUUGCCAGUGUUUUUCUCAGUGUAGUGUAGAUGAAAGCUCUGGGGAAAAGCUUGUAAAUGUUUGUUUUUUAUUUAUUUUUUAUUCAAUAUUGUAUAACAGAUUUUAGUAUUGACAAAUGAUUUAAUGAGAUAUUAAUUAGUAAGUGAAACUUAAGGUAUUUUUUUGUUGUCCAAGUGUUGUUGCCCUGUUAGAAAGUUGUACCGACCGUAUGUUAACUGAAGUCUUUUGUUUUUAGAAUCAAAUGGGAGGCAAACUAUCAUUUUCUUCAAGAUCCGACUAUUUCUUUUUUUAUGUUGUCUUCUUAUGUUUUGCAAUUAAUACAUGAUGGUACCUUUAUUGCCUGUACUUUUUGCUUCUGUGGUUUUGAGAUUGUCCAUACUGGUGGAUAUAAAGCUUUAAUGAAUGUAAUUCCAACAAAUUGACACUUUUGACUUUUGUACUACAUAUUUUACUAAUUUAAAAGUCUGUUGAAGUUUGGAACCCAAAGUCUUACAUUCACAGACUUAGAUCCUCCUCCUAGGCAUAUUUGGCCAGCUCAUUGUAUUUGCUAAGUUAGUCAGCAUUGUCAAUAAUUAACGGUAUAGUUGUCUUAGUUGAACAAUUUCCUCUCUGGAGACACUCUGUCUUCACAUGGAGACCAGCUAUUUACACAACCGUUGAAAAGUUUGGUGUCACUUCAAAAUGUGCUUAUUUUUGAAAGAAAAGCAUUUUUUUCAGUCAAGGUAACAUUAAAUGAAUCAGAAAAACAGUCUAGACAUUGUUAAUGUGGUAAAUGACUAUUCUAGCUGGUACUAGCUGGUCUAGCUAGUUCUAAUGCUACAUUGUGCUAGCUAAUGGUGUUGAAAGGCUAAUUGAUGAUUAGAAAACCCUUGUGCAAUUAUGUUAGCACAUGAAUAAAUGUGUGAGUUUUCAUGGAAAACAUGAAAUUGUCUGGGUGACCCCAAACUUUUGAACGGCAACUGCUAAAUAGCACACAUGCUAUUUAGCAGUCCAGCCUCCUCUGUAUUUUUAGCUUAGCAUCUGGAGUGUGAUUAUUACAGCUGGGGAAAAUUAGAGGUUAGAUUCUAGGACUGGUGAGUUUGUCUUGUAGCAGCAUGCCACUGCUGGAAUGCUGAUAACACAUGAAUCUUAGUUAGUUGGGCCAUUUACUUUCAUGCUCAUGCCCUUAUUUCAAACAUACCGUGACCAUUGAGUUGGUGGUUUCAACUGUAAUUCCCUCAGAUCCUAAACUCACCCUCUGACCAGAUGUUCUCUCAUCUUAAGAACUUACAAAUACAACAUACCAAGAGAUUCUACGCAGGAACUCACCAGUAAAUGUUUUACUGUACAGACUGCUUUCACCUUCUGUUUCUCUGCCUGUCAUAGGCUAGCUAUGGUACCGUGGCACAAUGCAUGUUUGGUCUCUUACUUUGAAAGCCAGACACACCUGUGUUACUCCAUUCACAUUUUGUAACAAUUAACUGCAAAACUCAUUAUCAAUAUUUCAUCACUUAACAUCUUACAUAUAUUUAUUGAGGUCUAAUGGAUUGUAAUGUUGAUAUUCAUUGAUGAGAUAAUUUAUCAGGAAGUUGUUGAAGUUGUGUCGCUUAAUUAGCCUUAACUGACUUAGCUUUGUGACAUGGGUAAGUUCUGAGGGUCUAAUAAAUGUAACAGGAAAUUCCAUGAA